This is a messenger RNA of Momordica charantia (bitter melon), 1235 nucleotides long. Its product is annotated as palmitoyl-monogalactosyldiacylglycerol delta-7 desaturase, chloroplastic. Gene Ontology annotation, molecular function: palmitoyl-[glycerolipid] 7-desaturase activity. Gene Ontology annotation, biological process: very long-chain fatty acid biosynthetic process. The record is from RefSeq and is a predicted model, not a curated record. Gene Ontology annotation, cellular component: endoplasmic reticulum membrane. NCBI's taxonomy places the organism in Eukaryota, Viridiplantae, Streptophyta, Magnoliopsida, Cucurbitales, Cucurbitaceae.
CUUGGAUUCUAAGCUCUCUCAGCUGGGGAAUUCCUCAUCUUUCACAACAAUUUCCCAUUGAUUGCAUCAUUUCUAUUGGUUGGAAGAGCACGCACUGAAUUAUUGGCCUCAAAGCUCUAAAUGCAUAUGCUAGAGGAGGUGGUGAAGCCUCAACCAGGGUAAGCCCUUAAUAAUGGAGGCAUCAAAACAAGAACCAAAGGAAAUGAUGAAGCCUCCAAGGCCAUAUGAGAGGAGAAAAUGGACUAAAUUAGACAAAGACAUUGCUUGUUCUCUUUUUCUUGUGCAUCUUCUUUGUAUUUUGGCACCAUUUCAGUUCAAUUGGAGUGCAUUUUGGGUUGCUUUUGUGUUGUAUAUUGUAACCGGUCUUUUUGGAAUGACUCUCUCGUAUCAUAGAAAUCUUGCACAUAAAAGUUUCAAGCUUCCUAAAUGGCUCGAAUACUUGUUUGCUUACUGUGGAGUUCAAGCACUUCAGGGUGACCCAAUGGAUUGGGUGAGUACGCAUAGGUGUCACCAUCAAUUUGUUGAUACUGAAAGAGACCCACAUAGCCCGAUUAGAGGAUUCUGGUUUAGUCAUAUUUUGUGGCUUUUUGAUUCUUAUAAUUUGACUAAAAAAGUUUGUCCAAAGUAUUUUAGUAAUUUUCAAAAGUUAGAAAGAAACAUCUUUGUAUUAUUUUCGAAGCAUGGAAAACCGGAGAAUGUUGCAGACUUGGAGAAGCAAGCCUUUUAUCGGUUCAUUCACCAGACAUAUCUUCUUCAUCCAAUUGUUCUUGCAGUCAUACUAUAUGUUGUUGGAGGAAUCCCUUUUCUCGUAUGGGGAAUGGCUGUGAGGAUCGUAGUGGUCUUACACUUUACACUUAUGGUAAAUUCAGUAUGCCAUAUAUGGGGAAAGCAAUCAUGGACAACUGGUGACAUGUCAAAAAACAAUUGGUGGGUGAGCUUAAUCACAUUUGGAGAAGGAUGGCACAAUAAUCACCAUGCUUUCGAAUAUUCAGCUAAAUUUGGCCUUGAAUGGUGGCAACUUGAUUUUGGUUGGUACAUGAUUUUGUUUCUGCAAGCCAUUGGAGUGGCCACUCAUGUGAAAUUACCCUCUCAAAGUCACAUGCAAAAUGCUACCUCUAGACAAACAAGAAGAUGAAUUUCUAAAAUGAUAUUUCAUAUGGAAACAAUAAUUUAUGCUCCUCUAAAUGUUUGAGAAUAUGGAGUAAGAAAAUGAUGCCCAUAAUUUUUAAUUUUGU